AUGUCAAACCUGUCAACACCUGAUGAUACAUAUAAAGCAAAAAAAAAAGGACGAUCAAAUAGAAAUGUUUUGUAUUAUGUAAUAAAUAUUUUACCCUAUAACUCCAACUUAAUAACUUCCAAUGAAUCAUCAUCAUUUGAUUUAUCAUUAAAUAUAGACGGUAUUGAUAAUGAAUUUCGAUUUGUUGAAGUACCAAAAUCAACUAAUAAUUAUCAUCUACCAUCUACAAUUAUACUCGAUGAUACUGAGAAUCCUACACUUCUUAAUUCAUCAGACACAACACCUAUUCAAAACUAUCAUGUAGAAUCGGAUGAGAAUCUAUUCGGUUUCGCUACUGUAGUUAAUAAUGACAAUUCGAAUUCGAACCAAUUAUAUGCUAUGAUACAAACAUCAGAUGGAUUAUUUUAUGAUAUCUCUCCACCGAUGUCAAUAUCACAAAUAAGAAGAAAACGAGCAUUAAAUUCUGCUUAUAUUGUUAGAUCUCAAAAUUCAAUUAUUGAACAUGCAUAUGUUACUAUUAAAUGGAAUAAUAAUAAUAAUCGUCAACGACGUGAAAUCGAUGAAACAGAAAUGACAACUAUUGAUACACUUGUAAAUGAAACACGGGUACCAGCAUCUGAAAGUAUGGGUACAUCUACACUUCCAUCAGUUUCUUUACCUGAUACAAUGGAAAAUAUAACAAUACCUUCAGCUGAAAAUGAUACUGAAAUAAUAAUGAAUUUUACAACAACGACUACAACUCCAAGACCUAUACCUGAAAAAACUCGUCAUUUAUAUCUCGAAAUAGUAGCUGUUAUUGAUAGUCUUAUCACCAAUGAUCUUCGAGCAUUAUUAAAUAAAACCGAAUUAGAAACUAUUGAAAUACUUAAAUUAUAUUAUAUUCAUAUUUUUAUGGGUGUUGAACAACUCUAUCGACAAUCAUUAUUACAUGAAACACUUGAUGUUCAUAUACGUUUAUCAAAAAUUAUUUUUGCUACUGAUAAACAUCGUCUUCCAUGGGAAUCAUUUAAAAAUAUAUCAUCAAUAACAAAUGCUUAUCGAAAAUCACCUAAUAAUGUACAUUUACGACCUAAUAUUAGUAUGAAUCUUCUUAAAUCAUUACAUCAUGCUUAUAUAUCAGAUAAAUUUGAUACACGAUUUUUUAAUAAUGAAGCUGAUCAUGUUAUAACAUUUACACGUUUAGAUCUUAUUGAUGGAGCUGGUUCAGCUUAUGUUUUAGGUACAUGUUUACCACAAUAUAAAUAUUCAAUUGUUCAAGAAGAUUUAAAUGCAUUUUCUGUUACAAUAACAGUUACACAUGAACUUGGUCAUAAUCUUGGUCUGGAUCAUGAUGAAAUUGAAAAUCAAUGUAAUGAUCCACGUUUUCGAUAUAUAAUGUCACCUAAAAAUAUGAAUACAGUUGAUCGUCGUCAAUUACCAUAUUUUUCUGAAUGUUCAAUAGCACAAUUAAAUCAUUUUGCUGAUAAUACAACAACAACAUGUUGGAAAAAUGAAAUAAUUAGUACAAGAAAUGAUACAAAUUUAGAGAAAAUACGAAAUAUUAUAUCAAUGAAUUUAGGACAAAUAGUUAAUGUUCAUCAACAAUGUCAAUUACAAUAUGGACCAAAAGCACUUCCAUUUGUUUCUGUUACAUAUAAUAGUAAAAAUUAUUCAUUAUAUGAAGAAAAUAUUUGUAAUCAAUUAAGAUGUUUUAAAGCACCGGAAGAUGAUUAUAUGUAUUGGCAAGAUGGAGCAUUUGAUGGUACUUCAUGUGGUGAAAAUCAUGUAUGUUAUCAAAAACAAUGUAUAUCAACAAAUGCAACAAUGAACGAAAGUGAUUUAGCUAAUUGCCCGUAUGGAGAUUUAUUUGUACCUAUACCAAUGUUAAAUUUAAUGGAUAAAUUUACAUCGGGUAAUAUGCUUUGUGCAGAUGCACUUGAUUUAUUAAAAACACGUGGUAUGAAUGUAACAUAUUUAUGUUAUGAUUCAACAUUACCUUUUCGUCGUCUUUGUUGUGAAGAAUGUAAAAAACAUUUAAUACCUGAAUGUGGUGAUCUUCAUACAAGAUGUUCUAUGUUUGCACAGUAUUGUGAAAUGAAAUAUAUGAGCGUUAAUGGUGUACCUGUUACUGAAUUAUGUCCAUAUACUUGUGGUCAAUGUCCUCGUCAACCACCACCUCCUACAACGACGACGACUACUACUACUACAAUAUCAACGACAACAAAAAAAGCGUCUGUAACAAAACCAGCAAGAAAACUUACUACCAAAAAGGCUAAAUUAACCACACCAAAACCUCGAAAAUAUGUUAAAACUCAAACAUUUGAUAAAUAUACAUGUAUUGAUUUAGCUGAUUGUUCGAAAUUAAUUAAAGAUUAUUCAAAAUUAAAAAAAAAUGUUAAGAAUUGGUGUACAGAAUAUUCUACUAUGAUUAAUGAUAAAUAUUUUGCUGAAAUGUGUCCAAAAUAUUGUUCAUUAUGUAAUAUAACAUCUGAAUGUGAUGAAUAUAAAUUAUGUCGAAACAAUGGUACAUGUAUUAAGAAUAAACAUGAUACAUAUCAAUGUUUAUGUUCAACAUCAAAAUUUUAUUAUGGUACAUUAUGUGAAUAUCGUCGAACAUGUUUAGAUAAUCCUUGUAAUACAAAAACUGAAUAUUGUUUUCAAACUCAAGGUGAAAAUUAUUUAUGUUUAUCCAAACAAGAUAAAGAACAGAUGCGUGUAAUUUUAAAUGAAAAAAAAUUAAUUUAA
This is a messenger RNA of Adineta steineri, 2724 nucleotides long. The record is from the annotation of a GenBank genome assembly. Lineage: Eukaryota; Metazoa; Rotifera; Eurotatoria; Adinetida; Adinetidae.